Rana temporaria (common frog) is the source of this 3000-nucleotide messenger RNA. RefSeq lists its product as uncharacterized. Gene Ontology annotation, molecular function: protein dimerization activity. The record is from RefSeq and is a predicted model, not a curated record. The coding region runs from base 58 to 2562 and encodes 834 amino acids. NCBI's taxonomy places the organism in Eukaryota, Metazoa, Chordata, Amphibia, Anura, Ranidae. The transcript has a single exon.
ACUUUAAGGAGCUCCUGGAGAAAGUACUGUCAUUGAAUUUUUUUUUUUCACACAAGGAUGAAAAAACAACGUAGUGGUUGGGAGAAAGUGAAAGCUAAGAAAGAGGAAGAAAAACAAAUCCAAAAACUCUUGUCUAGCACCAAAAAAAUUACAGAAUUUUGUAGAAAAGGCACACCUGGAACAAGUGGAACAACUGAUAUACUUGCUUCAGCUUCAAGUUCAACCAGUGCAGCUGAUGUCAGUACAACAAGUUUGGUUGUUUCACAUGCAUCAGAUGAAAGUGAAACUAGUGCAGGAGCAAGUGGAUCCACGGAGUUGGACUCAGAACAACAAGAGGAAAUUUAUUCAGAUGAUAUUGGAGACUGGAUUAUCUGUGAUGCUUUGAGGGAAUAUUUUUGCCAAAAAGGAGUUGAUUGUCAACAUAUGGACAGUGAUUUUAGAGCUUCAGAAAAGACAUUUCCAGGUGAAACUUUUACAAGACACUGUACAAAGUCUUUAUUUUUCCGAGAACAGUUGAAUGGAGAAAAAAUUAAGCGUGAAUGGCUGUGUUAUUCUCCGAAAACUGGCAAAGUUUUUUGUGUUUUUUGCAAGCUAUUUUCAAAAGAGGAAAUCCAUUUGGCUUCAAAAGGGUAUUCAGAUUGGCGACAUGCCACAAGAGAUUUAAGUAGCCAUGAAAAUAGUGCUGGCCAUGGAAAAGCAAUUGAAAACCUCACCAUGAGAAAAAAUUCUGGCCAACGAAUAGACAAAGGUCUUGUUAAUCAGUUUGAGAGGCAGAAAAAAUAUUGGCAUGAAAUACUUCGCCGUAUCCUGAGUGUUAUAAAACUACUUGCAUCAAGAGGUCUUCCUUUUCGAGGAAGUGAUGAAAUUAUUGGAUCCGUACAUAAUGGAAAUUAUUUGGGCUGUCUUGAGCUGUUAGCUGAAUAUGAUCCAUUUCUUGCUGAGCAUAUUCAAAAGCAUGGCAACAAGGGAAGAGGUCACAUAUCCUACUUAUCAUCAACGAUAUGUGAUGAGUUUAUUGAACUGAUUGGUGAGCAGGUGCUACAGCAUAUUGUAAAAGAGAUAAAUAAAGCCAAAUAUUUUUCAAUUUCUGUUGACUCAACCCCUGACAUAGCACAUUUUGACCAACUGACCAUCAUAUUUCGCUAUGUACUACCUAGUGGUCCAGUGGAGCGUUUUACUAAAUUCAUUCCAAUAUAUGGACACACUGGUAUGGAGCUAACAAACACUCUUCUUCAAUUUAUGGAUGAAAAUGGAAUUUCCAUCAAAGACUGCAGGGGUCAGUCUUAUGAUAACGCAUCGAAUAUGAGUGGCAAAUAUAAUGGCAUGCAGGCCUUAAUUCGGGAAAAAAACCCACUUGCUGAAUACAUUCCUUGUUGUGCCCAUUCAUUUAAUCUUGUGGGACAAAAUGCCGUAAACAGCUGUCCAGUUGCAGUUUCGUUCUUUAAUUUCGUACAGCAGUUGUAUUGUUUUUUUUCUGCUUCAACUCAUCGGUGGAAUCUUUUAACAAAUGGUUUCAAACCAUGUGGUAUACCGACAUUAAAAAGGUUAGCUGAUACACGUUGGUCUGCUCACCAUGAUGCUGUAAAUGCCUUACAAAAAGGCUUUAGUACCAUCAGAGAUGUCCUUUUAAAUAUUUUGAGUGAUGAAGCCACAAACGGAGAGAUCUGUGUACAAGCAAAAGGCCUAAGCAAUGUCAUGGAUCAGCUGGAAACUGGGAUAAUGGUUGAAUUAUGGUCUGUCAUCUUACCUAGGUUUCACAAAACCAGUCAGUGUCUCCAAGAUGCAAAAUUAGAUUUGCAUACAGCAACAAACCUGCUGAACUCUCUGAAAGAUUUUGUGCAGUCCCUCCGAUCUAGGUUCUCUGAAUUUGAAGAGCAGGGUAAAAAUAUUUCUGGCUGCGAGGAGUAUCAGUUACAACGUGGAAGGAAAGUGAAAAGAAAUAGGAGGUGGGACUAUGGUGAUGCAGAAGAUGCUGAUACUGAUAUGACACCCUCUGAGAGGUUUAAAGUGCAUACCUUUUAUCCUAUAAUUGACCAACUGACAGAAUCACUGAGGCACAGGCAAGCAGCAUACAGCACAAUUGAAGAAAGAUUUGGAUUUCUAUCAGAAAUAUGCACUCUACAAGAUGAUAGUCUACGUUCCAGAGCCAGUAGACUCGUGACAAUAUACCCUGAAGAUCUUGCACCCCGGUUUGCAGAAGAAAUUGUACAGUUUUCCUCUCUUUUUAAAAUGUACCAAUCUUCACCUGCAUAUAAAGACAUUCAUGGUAGCCAACAAACUCAAAUGUACAAUUUUAUGAUGGCACAAUCCCUAAUCAGUGCAUUUCCGAAUACAUAUGUGACCCUCCGCAUGUAUUUGUGUUUAAUGGUCAGCAACUGCAGUGGUGAGCGUUCAUUUUCAGCAUUAAAACGUGUAAAAAAUGAACUAAGAUCUUCCAUGGGUCAGGAGCGUUUAAAUGCACUUUCUCUGUUGUGCAUAGAAAAUGGGUUGCUGAACACGCUUAAUCUUGACUCUACAAUUGAGGAAUUUGCAAGUAAAAAAGCAAGAAAAGUUCAUGUGUAGUAUUAUUUUAAUCUGCCAACUUGAUUCUUAUAGGUUAAAUGCAGUUUAGAGUUCAGUGAAUAAUCUGUUUGUGUGUUUAUUACUAGUGGUUGAAAUUUAUUUCAAGAGUUACUCUCUGCACCAUAAUCAUAACAGCAGGCUGUAUUGAUUAUGGUGCUUUAAUAAUAAUACUUUAAGGGACAUAUUUGUAUGAGCCAAACAUCAUACACGUAUAUUUAAAUUGUUAAAUUGUUUAUAUGGUUUACGUUUCUUUAAAAAAUGGUUGUUGUGAAUGUUCUAUUUAUAAUCGUUUUAUUUAAUUAAGAAGUUUUCUAUUGUUUACAAAAAAUACAUAUUUUCAAUAUGUUUCUGUUUUGGCACUUUAAUGGUAAUUAAAAUAUUUAAUAUGUUUUAACAAAAAAUAGUUUGUAUCUUCAUUUUAUUUAUUUCCAUAAAAAG